Lacerta agilis (Sand lizard) is the source of this 3283-nucleotide messenger RNA. RefSeq names its product cytoglobin (gene CYGB). The coding region runs from base 104 to 694 and encodes 196 amino acids. Gene Ontology annotation, biological process: oxygen transport. The transcript has 4 exons. Gene Ontology annotation, molecular function: oxygen binding; heme binding; iron ion binding. Lineage: Eukaryota; Metazoa; Chordata; Lepidosauria; Squamata; Lacertidae. The record is from RefSeq and is a predicted model, not a curated record.
CGCACACAAAAAGGACACACACACACACGGAGAGAAAGAGAGACUCUCACAAACCUCUCUCUUUCCUCCUGGCUUCCCUGGAAGAUUUUGCUGGCUGUUUUUCAUGGAGAAAGUCCAAGGAGAAAUGGAGAUUGAGAGAUGGGAAAGAAACGAAGAGAUGUCAGACGCAGAGAAAAAGGUGAUUCAGGAGAUAUGGAGCAGAGUCUACGUGAACUGCGAGGAUGUUGGCGUCUCCUUACUGAUCAGAUUUUUUGUCAACUUCCCAUCUGCCAAGCAGUACUUCAGCCAAUUCAAGCACAUGGAGGACCCGCUAGAGAUGGAGAGGAGUCUGCAGCUGCGUAAACAUGCCAGGCGGGUCAUGGGGGCUAUUAACAGUGUGGUGGAGAACAUCUACGACCCAGAAAAGGUCUCCUCCGUUUUAGCCUUGGUGGGCAAGGCGCAUGCUGUCAAGCACAAAGUUGAACCAGUCUACUUUAAGAUUCUCACUGGUGUCUUGCUGGAAGUGCUUGCUGAAGAGUAUGCCAAUGAAUUCACCUCCCCAGAGGUCCAGAGAGCCUGGGCCAAGAUGAAGAGCCUCAUCUGCACUCACGUGACUGCCGCGUACAAGGAGGUGGGCUGGGUGCAGUAUCCAAACUCCACCAUGAACCCCCAGGUGACGGCGGUGGCAGCAGCGGCAGGAGCAGCAGCAAAGUGACAGAGCCCCUCCCGCAGACCUGAAAUGCUCUGUCUCCAUGAGGAAAAAACUGGCACCGGAACAUGAUAGCACCCAAGAGAACUACAUCUGUCUCCUUUAAUUACAUCCCGUGUACAUAUUAGUGAGUGGAAGUGCUUUAUGAUUUCUAUAGCACAGGCCAGCAAAGCUAUAGAAGGCCGGUUGUGCAUAAGCACUCUCCCCGAAGUAUAGACAGGCAAAUUUAAAUCAUGUACACUGUGACAGGGGGGCGGGGAGGGAAUAUCUUUAAUUUCCCCAGGGGGAAAAAAUAAAUAUUAAAUAGAUCAAGACUGUUAAAAGCUCAUACACGUUUAUAGCUCUGGAGAUUUACAAUUGUUGUCUGCCUUGCAGAGGACAUUCCAUCAAAUGGCACUGAAUCUGUCUGUUUCCAUCUUUUGUACUUAAGGUGAGAAUUUAAAGCUCUAGCAUUUGCAAGCACUUUUGUGCUCACGCACCACUCAUGAGUAACCGUGUCCUUGUUUUGUUCAGAACACUAGAUGACGUGUGCAUAAGUGCUUGCAGGACCUAGGUCCAGAAUUGUAUCCGCAUGAUCCAUUCAGAGCCACGUCCUUAGGAGAUGCAUUUGGUCACAGCAUUACAUAGCCUAGAUUCUGCAAAAUCUUAACUAUGGGUCAAAUUCUAGUCUUGUCUAUCAUUCCUGCUUAUCUCUGCUGUUAACUCCUCUAGGCUGGAGUUUCUCUGGAAUUAUAUCAACAGUGUUUCCAACGCUCACUGUUUUGUCGUGAGUCUUGUAUUAUCUAGUGUUUCCUUCCCCCUCACAGAUCCAACUCCAAGAGUCGUGAGAUUACAGGAGAGUCUUUCCGACGAGAUUUAGCCAAAGCUUGAAUACGUAAAGCGAGUGUAACCAAAAACCAAAUGAGAUAUAUUAAAAGAAUAUGUCGAUAGAUGCAUUUCUAGACAUCUCACAAGGCCUAAGACAUUCUCUCAUGGUGUGUGUGUGUGUGUGUGUGUGUGUGUGUGUGAGAGAGAGAGAGAGAGAGAGAGAGAGAGAAUAUCAUUAUUUUUGGCCAAUUCUAUACUUUUUAGCUCAGACUUCAGGCCCUCUGAGUUCUAUAGGGUUUAAUCACAUGUAUGGAUCAAAUAUGCAUAGAAUUACAACCAUAGUCACAUAUUAAGUCCUUGACCCUGUGGGCAGUUAUAGCUGAAUAAUUCCCAUGGAAGUGAAUGGGAUUUAUUCAUGAACUUUGUGCAUAGGAUAACUGCUUCAGAAUUAGCACCAGGAUUGGCCCAGCGCCACAAUCAACAUUUCAUUCUUUUCCUUUUAAUUCAUGCUGAUCAGAUUUGGAAUGGUGCAAUGUCUGAAUUCCAUCAAGGUUGACAUCUCACUCGGGGUGGGGUGGGGGGAUGGCACCUGGCUUGAUUGCUCCUGUGCCUUCGGUAGAAAGUCGAUCUGCAAAAACCAGCAGGUGACAUGUUUCUUCAUGGCAUGGAGAUGAACAUUGUCCCCUGAUCGUGUUUGCCAAUCAGUCUGUUCUUUAAAGACACAAGACCAGGUGUUGUUAAAAGGGGGGGGGGGAGAAAAAGCUGGCAAUCCUACCAGCAAGCCACUUUAUUAAUAUUUACAUAUUAAGCAACAACAACAUGAUCAGAUAAAGACAAAAGUGCAUUAGCAGGCCACUUCCUUAAAAAUAGCCUUAUUCAAAAGCUAUGACCUUUGCAGUUGAGAUUUGAAGCUGAUCCAGAAUUAAAAGUAUGAUCCUAUGCCACAAUCUAAAUGUACUUUAAAGUUAAUUUUCAAAGCAGAAAAAGAUAGUGUUUUUGGAAGAGAGACAUACACAGUAACUGGUUAGCCUUUUAAGCAAUAUAAUUCAGAAUGUAAUUUUCCAACCCCAUGAAUUUCAGUCCAUAACAUCUCUUGCCUUCUCUCUCUCUCUCUCUCUUAAUGGCAAUGAGAAAAAAGGCUGACUGUUAUAUUUUCCAUAAACAAAAAGUGAUUGUCUCUCUGUCUAAUAUAUCCAUAUCUAUCUAUGUACUUUUGACGAGAGAGAUUUUAUUACACGUGAGAAAGAAACAGCCAAGCAAGGAUGAAAAGCAAAAAGCAAAAGAACUCUUGUGUAUGGACAACAUCUUGCCUGUUGUAAACCGGAGGUAGAAAAUUAAGAGCAGUGGAAGGGCAGCCUAGGUAUUCGCUUAUGUAAGCAGAAGGUAAGGGAACAAUUGGAUGUAGCUCUUUGCUGAUUCUCACCCAGUCAACUCCAUCCCUUCCAAGCCUGUUCUAAACAGUAGGAUCCCUGGGGGUGGGGGAGUCAGGAAGCUGUUUUAUCAUUUGAAUUGUCUGUUAAAACUGCCAUUCACCCCCGCCCCCCAAAUGGCACUGUAUAAAAUAAUAAAUAUUAAUACCUAUGAUUUAACUGUGUAUUUUAUAAAAUAGGUUUUUGGUGCUAUGAAAAGUGGUUUGUGAACGUUUUCCUCCUUAUCGUACUAGAUCCUCUUGUUUACUCUCCAACAUACCGAUGGAUCCCUGUUGUAAUUUCCCUCUGCAUUAUUUGUAUGACAAUGUAAGCUGCCAAUAUGCUGUCUUGUGGUUUUAUUUAAUCUUUAUACAUGUGU